Messenger RNA from Capsicum annuum, 1926 nucleotides. Its product is annotated as (E,E)-alpha-farnesene synthase. The record is from RefSeq and is a predicted model, not a curated record. Lineage: Eukaryota; Viridiplantae; Streptophyta; Magnoliopsida; Solanales; Solanaceae. The transcript has 7 exons. Gene Ontology annotation, molecular function: magnesium ion binding; terpene synthase activity. The coding region runs from base 57 to 1724 and encodes 555 amino acids. Gene Ontology annotation, biological process: diterpenoid biosynthetic process.
UAUCACUUCUUCUUAUUACAUUUUUAAGACCUAGCUCAAUAUUUUUUUCUUAAAAAAUGAAAAGUGAGCAGCAAUCCGUCUUUUGUAAUCAAAUAAAUUCUAAACCAUUUGACGAGAGUAAGAUAGAUCAAAGCCUGACUCAACGACGAAAUGCUAAUUACAAACCAAACUUUUGGAAGUACGACUUCCUGCAGUCUCUUAAAAGCCAAUAUUUUGAAGGGAAAUACAAAAUAGAAGCUCAAAAGCUGAAAGAGGAGGUUUUGUGCAUUCUAGCAGAAAUAGUGAAUCCCUUGUCCAAAUUAGAGCUUAUAGACAGCAUAAACAAAAUGUCCCUCUCCCAUCUUUUUGAAAAGGAAAUCAUGUUGUCUCUACAAGACAUGGAAUAUGCAAAGAAGUAUUCAAGCAGUGAAAUGGAUCUCUAUUCUACUGCCUUACAUUUCAGGAUUUUUAGACAGUAUGGAUAUAAUGUGCCCCAAGAUGUAUUCCUUAGCUACAUGGAUGAAAUGGGCGAACAAUUCGAGGUAGACGCAAACAUGGAUCCAAAAACAAUGGUGCAAUUAUUUGAAGCGUCUCACUUGGCCUUGGAAGAUGAAAAUAUGUUGGAUGGGGCUAGAAUAUUCUGCAAUAAGAAUCUGAAAAGUUCCACCAAUAUUAUUCCACUGCAUUGGAUGGUGGAAUGGUACAAUGCCAGAAGGCAAAUAUCCAAACAGGAAAAUGAAGCAAGGGAGUCAAAUUUGAAGCUUCUUCAACUAGCUAAACUCAACUUCAAUAUCAUCCAAGCUGAGCAUCAGAAAGAUCUUGCGGAUAUUUUGAGGUGGUGGAGAAAGGUGGGACUAAUAGAAAAUGUAAGUUUUAGCAGAGAUCGAAUUGUGGAAAGCUUUUUGUGGUCAGUGGGUGUUGCUUUCGAGCCUCAACAUUCACAUUUCAGGAAUUGGCUCACCAAGGCCAUCACUUUCAUCAUAGUUAUUGACGAUAUCUACGAUAUUUAUGGCAAUUUUCAUGAGCUACAAAUCUUCACCAAUGCUGUUGUCAGUUGGGACCCUAGGGAGGUGGAGCAAUUACCAUCAUGCAUGAAAACCUGUUUUUGGAAACUAUAUGAUACCACAAAUGAUGUAGCACUUGCAAUUCAGCAACAGAAAGGUUGGAAAUUGCCAGUUUCAAUAUAUCUACAAAAAGUGUGGGCAGAAUUUUGCAAAGCACUGCUCGUGGAGGCUAAAUGGGAUUCAGAGGGUUAUACACCAACAUUUUGUGAAUAUUUAGAUAAUGGGUGGAAAUCAUCAGGUGGCCCUGUGCUCUCUCUUCAUGUACUUUUUGGUUUAGCUCAAGAUUUAUCACAAGUUAACGAUUUUCUGGAGAAUGAGCAAGACCUUGUAUAUUAUUCCUCCCUUAUAAUCCGACUUUGCAAUGACCUUGAGACUUCAACGGCUGAACUGGAAAGAGGUGAUGUGUCUUCAUCUAUCUUGUGUUACAUGAGGAAAGCUGAUGUUAAGGAGGAUGUAGCAAGGGAGCAUAUCAAAGACAUGGUGAUGGAAACAUGGAAGAAAAUGAACAAACAUUCCAUUGAAAAUAAUUCAUCAUCAUUAAGACCAUUAAUGAAGUACAUAAUGAAUAUUGCCCGUGUUACGCAUUUCAUAUAUCAAAAUGGAGAUGGAUUUGGUGUUCAAGAUGGAGAAACUCGUCAACAAAUCUUAUCUUCUUUGGUUCAACCUCUUCCUCUGAUGUGAGAACAAACACUACUGUAUGUACAAUAAACACAAUGGGAUUACUUCAGAAGAAGAAGAGUGGAUAUGUAUCAUGUCUUGAAAUUUAUCUUUCAACUACCAUUUCUCUCAACAAUCACUAGAAAUGUAAUGUAUUACUAGAAAUUUAUCUUUUUAUUUUUCAUAAUUUUUUAUUUUUUUUAGAGUCCAACGAUAUAAAUUUUGA